CGAUGUCCUAAAUCCAAACAUAAAUUUGUCCACCGUGACAAAUUCCACGUCAGCUUCCGUAACUUUCUCUUCGGACUUUUUAGUCAUGGGGACUUCCGCUCUCCGUCCAACGACCUCUCUCCGGAGCCGGCGACGUAUCGGGCGCGACUGACACUGGCCCCAGGGCACGUGCGGUGGCGCUAUCCGGCGGCCAAAUCGUGAGCUCGGAGAAUCUUCGCGUUGUCUUCGAGGCCGUUGGCCUAUCAGAUCGAGACUUGAGUUAUCUGGAAAAUUUCAACUUGGGCACGCCAUUGAAAAUACCAUGAUCCAACUCCAAGAUACUCGAAUGGGAAGGAGAGAAACUAAAGACCAAUUAAAGGAAGGAAUGUAUUGUGGAAGCAGUUAAUUUUGCACUAGUAUAAUCAGUGUACACGAUCAUAUGAACUGUAUGAAAACUUCGUAUGAGUUGAUGGGUUUCCAAAGGUUGCGUCUUAUUAUGUGAUUGUUUUGCUAGCUCCCUCCUCUUUGUAGAGAUGGAUGAAGUUUCGCUUGAUGCUGAGCCAGUUGGCAAUGAUGGAAGCCGAGGAACUUGAGAUUGUGGGAGACUCUGCAAUGACUGAAUUAGUUGGUCAGACUAGUGUAAUUCAAGGAGAGAACCCCGUGCCUCCUGCUGUCGGGAUGGAAUUCGAGACCUAUGAUGAUGUAUAUUACUUCUACAGUUGCUACGCUAAGGAACAUGGGUUUGGGGUUAGAGUAAGCAAUACGUGGUACAGGAAGGGUAAGGAGAGAUAUAGAGGAAAAUUGAGCUGCAGUAGUGCAGGUUUCAAGAAGAAAAGCGGGGCGAACCGCCCGAGACCAGAAACAAGAACCGGGUGUCCAGCGAUGAUAAAGUUCCGGUUGAUGGACAAUACGAGGUGGAGAAUCAUCGAGGUUGAGCUCGAGCACAACCACUUAAUCAGCCCAACCAGUGGGAAAUCCUACAAAUCACGAAAGAUCAUGGGUGUUGGGACCAAGAGGCCAUUAGAGUUUGAAGGUCCUGAGGAAGUAGAAGCGGUCAAAUUGUUUCAGACUGUCAUCAUACAUGCCAAGGGUGGGGAGUUAGCUGCUGAUGAUGGUGACCUUAGAAAGAAUCCUGACCUGUCCAAUCAAAUGAAGCUACGAAAAGGAGAUGCUCAAGCUGCUCUUGAUUUCUUCUGUCAGAUGCAGCUCAUGGAUCCUAAUUUCUUUUACGUGGCAGACCUCAAUGAAAGAGGAUUCCUGAGAAACUUGUUUUGGGCUGGUGCGAGGUCCAGGGUCGCUUAUCGCUACUUUGGCGAUGUAGUUGCGAUUGACACGACAUUUUUCGGACAAGAAUUUGAUGUCUUGCUGGUCUCGUUUAUUGGGGUGAAUCACCAUGGGCAACCUGUACUGUUGGGUUGCGGUUUGUUAGCAGGUGAGACUGUCGAGUCGUACGUAUGGCUGCUUAGGGCUUGGCUCACGUGUAUGCUCGGACGGCCUCCCCAAACUCUCAUUUCCGAUCAAUGUAAAGCCUUGCAAGCUGCUGUCUCUGAUGUGUUCCCCAGAGCUUCUCAUUGCAUAGAUUUGACAAAGGUCAUGAGAAGAAUCUCUGAGAGAUCGGGAAAAAUAAACCAACAUGAAGCCAUUAAAGCUGCAAUAUACAGAGCAGUUUGCCUUUCCCAGAGGGCUGAAGAAUUUGAAGCGGCUUGGCUGGAUAUCAUCCAUGAGCAUGGGCUCGAGGAUCACGAAUGGCUCCAGAAUUUAUAUGAAGAUAGGAACCGGUGGGUCCCAGUCUACUUGAAGGAGACCUUUUUGGCAGGAAUGUUGCUUUCUAUCAAGCAAAAUGAAGACGCAACUUCAUUUUUCGAGGGAUAUAUAGGGAACUGCACCUCUUUAAAGGAAUUCCUGGACAAGUAUGAUCAAGCAAUGCAAAGGAGUCACCAGCUCGAAUCACUGGCCGAUCUAGAUUCAAGAAAUUCAAGUUCUGUGCUAAAUUCGAGGUGUAAUUAUGAGUUGCAGCUCUCAAAAUCGUAUGCUAGCUACAUCUUCAUGAAGUUCCAAAAAGAGGUAGAAGGAAUGUAUUCUUGUUUCGGCACAAGACAGGUAAAUGUAGACGGGCAAGUCACGGCUUAUUCAGUUCAAGAGCACGUCCAGCUUGAGGAUGGUCGGAGGGAAGCAAGAGAUCUUGAGGUUUUGUUCAACGGAUCUGAAAUGGAGGUUUUCUGUGCUUGCGGGUUAUUCAACCUGAGAGGAUAUCUGUGCAGGCACGCGCUGUAUGUCCUCGACCAAAACAGGGUAGAAGAGGUCCCGCCUCAAUACGUGCUGUCACGCUGGAGGAAGGAUAUCAAGCGCAGCUACGUCCUCGACCAGAGAUCUGCAGGGAUCGACGUCGACAACCCAGUUCACCGGCAUGAGCAUUUGCACAAAUGCAUCCUGCAGGUCAUGGAUGAAGCUAGGAAGUCGCAAGACCGCUAUAAGGUGGCACUGCGGGUGUUGGAUGAGAUGCUGAACAAGUUCCAUCUCUCGGAAAAUCACCCGGAAUGACUGUUUGUUGAUCGAGACCUCGGAAUCCUGCGCGGACUGGAGGUCUCUGUAGCAUGCAAAGCCGACAUCAUGUUCACUGCUGAGAUCUGCAUACGAGACAACAACAUUAAGGUGGAGCAUGGGCGUUUCCUCGUCAUGAAGCCAAGGUGAUACAUACAUACAUCCAUCAACCAUUUGUUAAAAGAAAGAGGACGAUCGCGUAUCGCCUCGA
Molecule: messenger RNA, 2731 nt
Organism: Rhodamnia argentea
Lineage: Eukaryota; Viridiplantae; Streptophyta; Magnoliopsida; Myrtales; Myrtaceae
Product: protein FAR1-RELATED SEQUENCE 6-like
Exons: 2
Coding region: 517-2520 (667 amino acids)
Biological process (GO): regulation of DNA-templated transcription
Molecular function (GO): zinc ion binding
Source: RefSeq, a predicted model, not a curated record